Molecule: messenger RNA, 1625 nt
Organism: Prunus persica (peach)
Lineage: Eukaryota; Viridiplantae; Streptophyta; Magnoliopsida; Rosales; Rosaceae
Product: CASP-like protein 1F2
Exons: 3
Coding region: 772-1395 (207 amino acids)
Source: RefSeq, a predicted model, not a curated record
CGUGCUAAAACUGUUUUGCUUACAAGAGUGGAGGAAAUGGUUAAAAAUCAUUUAAAUGUCACAAUUGUUUGUUGGUUGAUUGAGGGAUGGACCCCAAAUGUCAUUCCAAAUGUCUGCAAAGGACUAAAGGAGAGGAGAAAUUAAUGAGGCAUGCAUUCUUAGGAGAGAAGAGAAGAGAAGCAACAGUACAGUACACACAGAGGAGAGGAGAGGAGAGGAGAGGAGAGAAGAGAAGAGAAGAGAAGAGAAGCAACAUGUCACCAUGUGGAUGUGGUUGUGCUUCUGAAUAGGAUAGGAUUUCAAUUUUAACAAACAAUGGUUUGGAUUGGUCGCAGAGUUGAAAUUUAUUAUUGUACUCGACUCUUGGUGAGCUUGUACAUUUUGAAUUCCAAUAACCCGACUACACCAACCUAAUCCCUAUAUUUAUUUGUCUAAAAUAAUUAGGUUUUGGAUUUCAGAAAAGGGAAACUUGUUUUAUUUGUAUUUUGGUUGUAUAAUGAAAUGGAAAUCCCAAAAUCAAGGGUCCGAGUAGGAGACAAGGGUUUUCCUUUGCCUAUUUAUUGGACAGAAGAAGAGAAAGACUGCAUUUAUGAAGGGUCUUCCUUUUCCGUCCUUGUUAGGUAAAACUCACUUAUUACCUCUCUAAAACCCUCCCCAGAUCACAACUAGAUCUUCUCCUCUUUGGGUUUUUGACAAGUGCCCAUCGUCCCCAUUUGCUCUGCUUUCUAUUCAAUUCCUUGGAAAAGGAACACAAUCCAGCAUCAAAUUCAAAUGGCGUCAGAGGCGUGUAAAGAGAAAACUUCCUCUGCGCUCCCCAAAAUGACAUCUUCUUCAGGCCUUCCGAUGUCAAGUCCACGGCAGCAGAGGAUGAGUUUGUUGGUGGCUCAAGCCACUCUAAGAAUCUCAGCCAUCGUCUUCACAUUAAUCGCAAUCUCUGUUAUCGUCACCAACACCCAAUCUGUCAUCGUUUUUGGGUUCAAGUUCGAAGCACAUUAUACCUACUCAACUGCCUUCAAGUUCUUGGUUGGUGCUAAUGCUGUGGUGUGUGCCUUCUCUGCACUGUCAUUGAUCUUCUUAUCCUUGUUCGUAAGCCGUUCAGUGCCACAACAGCAGCAGCAGCAGCAGCAGCAGCUCAAAAACUAUUUCUUUCUCUUGUUGCAUGAUGUGGUGAUGAUGGUGUUGAUAAUAUCUGGAUGUGCAGCUGCAACUGCAAUCGGUUACGUGGGGCGCUAUGGAGAGAAAAAAAUGACUUGGCAGCCUACAUGCGGCUAUGUCUCCAAGUACUGCAACAGAAUGUCCAUCUCUCUUGCCUUCUCCUAUUUGGCCUUCUUUGCCUACUUGCUUCUCACUUUCACAUCUGCCCUCACUCUCGUGUCUCGCCCUACUACUCAAUGAAUUUCAAUACAUCAUCAUCGUCAGAAAAAAAAACACAAGAAAUCUCAGAUCAGUAAGAAAUUUCCCAUUUUGUUCUUAGCAUUUGGGAAAUAUGCAGACAGAGUGAUAAUGCUUGCUUGCACAAUUUGAUUUGUUUUUGGCUAAUGAGAAAGAAAAAAAAAACUACGAGUAUGGCCUCUGUAGAAGUUAUGGUUAAUGAAUGGUUGGAUUUUAUAUAUCGUAGUUGAUUA